Corvus hawaiiensis (hawaiian crow) is the source of this 4187-nucleotide messenger RNA. RefSeq names its product mucin-1-like. Gene Ontology annotation, biological process: visual perception. Bases 964 to 4053 code for a protein of 1029 amino acids. Lineage: Eukaryota; Metazoa; Chordata; Aves; Passeriformes; Corvidae. The record is from RefSeq and is a predicted model, not a curated record. The transcript is spliced from 12 exons.
CCCCAAAUCCCCCACCCGAUGCACUUGCCUGCCUCUCCCUGCACCAAGGCACAAGUGCUGUGCCCAGCCCCUCUGUCCCAUCAUCAGAGGCUGGAUCUGGUGUCCAGGGUGCCAUCGCAGGAGCACAUCCCAGUCUCCACAAACCCCUGGAUGACAGCCUGGGAAGAGGGCACUGGUCUGAGCAUCAGAAGCUGGGCAGGAGAGUGUGGAGUGCUCAGGGAUGCACUCUGGGCUGAUCCAGUGGGGAACCCUGAGACACCCUCCUCCUUGAGAGCCUCCAUCAGGCACAGAAUGUGACUGAUCCCAACGGCCAAGUACUCCACUCCACGCGUUUCAGCCCCAGUUAGUGGAGCCCAGCAGGUGAACAGCGCUGCCACGACGCCCUCCUCACAAACAGGGUGUUUGGGGAGCAUCAGCAGGGUUUGGGGAUCAUCCUGCCUGGAGGAGCAGGCACACCCCCUCCUGCUGCCAAGGGCUCAAUGAGGAGCAGAGGGAAGCUGAAACCCCUCCAGCUUCCCCUGGGGGAGUGCAAAUGAGUUUGUGUUAAUUGGGAGCAGCUGGAAUGGAGCCACAUCCCACCCCCGGAAACCAGAUAAAAGCCAGGGCUUGGGUAGGCCUUGCUGCUCUCUUCUCCUGGGGUGCUGCCAGGUAAGGGGUGCUGGAUUGGUGAGCUUGGCCCUCCUUGGGGAGGUUACUGGGAACAAGGUGGGUGUUUGGGGCAGAGAAUAAGAUAAUGUCUUGAGCCCAGGGCUGGUUACAACCCUGUGCUGCUCUGGGAGCUUCCCAGGAGAUGCUGAGGCUUGGCACAGGCUUUCCUGAGCCAGGAGGCUGCUGGAGAGAAGGGAGGUGUUCUAAGAAGGAGCUCUGGAGAUGGGCCAGUCACUGGGGUGUGCUGUGGUGGGGAGCUGGAGGGACCCACCCUAAACCCCCUGCUGUCCCUCUCCACAGCUCAGCUCUCCCAAGAUGAGCCGAGGGGUUGGACCACCAGACCCCCUGGACACUGCUGCCCUGCAGCCAGAAACAAUGCUCUGUGGUGAGAGGGAAGGGGCUGUGGGCACAGCUCUGUGCCCUGCUGCCCGUGUGGCUGUCCCUGCCAGCAGGCUGUGGUGCAGAGCCUUCCUGGUGCUGGCCGUGUGUGUGUGUGCUACUGCUGUCCCCUACGGCCUGGGCACCCUGGCUGCUGUCACCUGGAGUCCCCUGGGCUCAUCAGCCCCCCAGCAAGGGAUGGGUGACAGUCUGGUGACAGCAUGUGGGGACCUCCUCACCUCAGGUUGCUUCCCAGGGGUCCAAGGAGAUGUGACCCAUGGGACAGGUGCUGGGGGAUGGAGCCUGGGGACACGGACUGCGGCCACACAGACAUCUCGGACCUCCCUGCAGCAGCAGCCUGGCUCUAGGGACAGGGAAGGGCUCAGGUUGGGCACAGCAGCGGCUGUGAUGCUGUCCCCCACACAGUGGCUUGGCAAAAGGGUGCCUGCUACCUCAACUCAGCUCUUCCAGACUGACGGUGUCCCCAGUCCUGGCUCCUGGCAUCCCCUUGCUCUGGGAGGCCUCCGUGGAGCAGGACCAGGCUCUCGUGACACCACGCAGACGUCAGCAGUGACUUCAGCUGGUGGCCUGGGGCAGCCAGCGGGCACAGCAGAGCCCCAGAGCCCGCAGAGGGAGUCUGAGGGCACCUCCAGAACUUGGAAUGAGCCAGCUGCUGGGGUCUCUGCCACCUCCCAGGUAUGGCUGCACCCUCCUUCCUUCCCCACAGCUGCCCCUGGCCCCUCUGCAGAGGUGCAGGUGGCACCCAACCAGCUGGUGCCGCUCCAAGGGGCUGCUGGGGGGGCUCAGGUCCCACCCGAUGUCCCAGCACGGACACUGAUGGAUGCUCACUCCUGGAGCCCCAGCACAGCAGAGCAGGUGGUGGCCUCUGCUCUGCCAACGCAAGGGACACUCAGCUCGGCCGACCCUGGCACAGUGUGGGUGCCCCCUGCCCUGACACCUGAGGAGCUCUGGGGCACUGCCGGCACCGUCCUGCCUGGGAAAGCGGCCCUGUUGGUGGACGCUGCGUUGGCCCAGGUUCCAGGAAACGGGUCUGGACUCCUGGAUGCAGUCCUGGCAUCACUUCCUACCAGUGCCACGGCUCCUGGUGUCCACGAUCAGCACGUGCUGGCUUCCUUCCUUCCCCCAGCGGAGUCUGGGGGUUCUGCUGUCACCUCGGGGAUGCAGAGUGACCUGCCUUCUCCCCCGGCACAGCCGAUGUCCACCGAAGCCACCCCAGCUCAGACCGGGCCUCCCAGCCCUGCGGGUCCCGCCGCGACAGGGAUGAGCUCCACAGCCACUGGUGUCAUCCCAGAGCUUGGGCAGGUGUUUGUGAUGGAAGAAUCCAGGCACAGCAAGCCCAGGACAGCAUCACUGGGACCCACUCCCACUCCCUCUCCAGGAGGACCUCCAGGGCCCACCCCUGCCAGCCCAGCCUCUGUGCCUCCCCCCUGCUCCACAAACCCGGCUCUGGAGCUUGGCUCUGAGCCUGGGCACCACACUGCCACCACCAGCGGGACAUCUCCAUCCUUCCUGCCGACUUCUGGAGCUGGGCAUGCAGCCAGCUCCCUGCUCAGCUCCCAGACCCUGGCUGUGCCCACAGGAGUGACCCUCGAUGCCCACAUCGUGUCCAGUGGCUCCAUCACUUCCCAGCACUCCUCCACAGCCAUGGAGCAUCUCCCUGCCACCAUCAGAGAGGCCUUCAGCCCAGCUGAGCUGGUGGUGAAGGGCAAACCUGGCUGCACAGGGACGAAACCCCCUGCAUCCCACCCCUCCAGCCUCCCCUUUCCCACACAGCCUGUGCAUGUGCUGCCCUUGCAGUUCCGGCUGCUGGGCAUCGCUUACACCCCGGCUCUGGGCAGCAGGAAUUCGGAUGGCUACCGGAAACUGGAGGGAGACGUGAGACUGAUGCUAAACCAGAUGCUGUCCAGCUACGAGACCUUCCUGCAGGCAAAUGUCCUUGAGUUCAUGAAUGGCUCAGUGGUGGUGCGAGGGGAGGCUCUAUUCCGGGGGGAUGCUCCUGCUCCCACCAACUCCCACCUCAUCCGGACAGUAGUCACAGAGGCAAGCAAGGGAAGGAGCAUCUUCAGCUGGCAGCUGGAGCCCCAGUCUGUCCAGUCCGGUGGCUUCAGCCUGGACAACCUGGACCCGGAGAAGCUGUCCAUCUCCUUUGCUGGCUCCCAGCUUGGGAUGAGCAGGAUGGAUCCUCUGGAGAGGCUGGUCAGUGAGGUAACUUCAUCUAUCAGUCCCCUCUACCACGUGAGGAACUUCACCAUCUCCCAGCUCAGGAACCUCGAUGGGAACAUGCAGAUCACUGGAGACCUCUACCUAGACACGGUUGUCCAUGCUGAUGUUACAGAGGUUCUGGAAGCCCUGACUACACUGUCAGCCCUCCCCCUGGACCUGACGUCCCUCUCGGUGGAGGGGUCCAAGCUUGGUCUGCACGUGUACCCCCUCUCCUUCCUCGUCACCAACAGACAGUUCAGUCAGAAGCUUCAGGAUCCGCUCUCUGUAGAGCACGAGAAUCUCUCCAGGGACCUUGAGGAUGCGGUGGCGAGAGCCCUGAGGGAUUACCCAACCUUCUUGAAAGCGUUGAUAAAAGAAUUCAUGCCUGGCUCCUUGAUCUGCCAUGGGAACAUGAUAUUCCAUCACCCUGCUCCAACCAGCAUGGAAGUUUUGAAGACACUUGUGCACUCGGUUGGGCCAAACCAGGCUUUGGCUGACUCUGACAUCCAUGUGGAUCCAUACUCUCUUUCUGUGGGAGAGGACACCCUGGAGCCUCCCUCGCCCCAGCCGGGCUUCCCAGCCUAUGGAGUGGCCAUCAUGGUCAUAGGUGGCCUCUGCAUCAUCACUGCGCCCAUCGUGCUCGUGUGCCUGGGGACCAAGAGGCUGGGCUGGCAGAAUGGAAGAGCCCUUUGGGACAGAAGAGACCCUGAAGCAGGGAUCCAGACCCUGGAAAUGGAUAACCAGGGGUUCUGGACAGAGGACCCUGAGGAUGGUCACAUGCAGUGGCAAAGCACUUCUGCCUGAGGAGACAAGCAGCAGCUGGGGGGAGCUUGGAGAGGGGCUGUAAGGGGGAAGGAGAUGCUGAGAAGCUUUCCCACAUCAUGUAGCAGCAGCUGCCAGGUGCUCCCUGAGCAGAAUGCAGACUCAGGUGUGUAAAG